AAAGUCAGAGCAAGAGCACAGAGCAAAGCACUUACCUACCUCUACCACCACACACCACCAUACGUUCGGGGCCGCUGCAGUAUACGGAAACCCCACAAAACGAAAACCAGCAAAAAGCAAAAGCAAUCGGAAUGAAUCAAAACUAAUUACCUCAAUAUUCUCUUCCAGUGGCUCCUCCAGCUACAGCUCCAGCCCCAGCAAGACUACAGCCAGCGCCAUCAGCCAUACAAUCAACCCGAAGCCAAAGCCAUCCAUUCAUUCAGUUUCAGUCAGAUUUCAGUUUUCAGAUACUACCUGAAGACUUCGCCGCAGUUCCGUGCUUCAGUUUAGUUUUGUGAAGAAUUCGCUUCGGUGCAUUUAGUUUGUUGAUGAACCUCGUAGUUGUCGUUGGUGAAAUACAAUUUUUAAAAAAAUCCGAUAUCAGAGUGAAAAGUUUUCGAUGAAUUCAGGACUUUUGAAAUUCAAAAAUUUCGUUCGAUAUAUUUUGUAUGUUUAAUAAUAAACCUUAAUUAAGUCACAGUUUAAUUAAAGUAAUUUACUUUUUUAUGUUAAAUAAAAUAAAAAAGAAAACUUAAAAAUUAUAAAAUAUUAAACUCAUCGAUAUUUUAUGUACCAAGUAUCUAUGUACAUACAUCGAGUUGUGAUUUAAAUCCGAUUAAAUUUCAAUUCUCAGUGCUCAGUGGUUGUAACGGAUAAAAUAGAUAUACGCAAUCGAAGGGUAAUUAAAAAUCCAUAAAUUAUAAAGAUAUAGGAGCAAUUCACAACCAGAUUACUACGAGCAAGACAUUGAAAUACCUGAUACACCUGAUAUCUGAUAUACCAUACCAUUAACUGUAAAAUUCAAAAUCUAUGACGUAAAGUUGAGACUUUGAAGUGCGUGCAAAGAGAUGAUGACAUCAUCGCCGUCGCCAUCCCCAUUACCAUUAUUAAUUGGAAAUAAAGUUAACGGUAACCUACUGACCGAUAAAACCAACCCCAACCCCAUCGGUGAACACCUGCGUUCCCUUCACCAUCAGAAGAACGCUGGCGAGGCCACCACGAAUUUGUCGACGCCAUUAGUUGUCAAAACGGCAACGUCACAACUGACGCCACCGUUAUCGCCAGCCAAGUCACAGCAGAAUUCAAAAAUUCCAUAUCCUCUAUCAAUCCUAGCCGGAGAACCAAAGCUCUUCCACAGGAACGGCGGCGGCGGUGGCUGUAGUGGUGGUGGCUCAUUGCGAUUGCGUGGAACGAAGAGUAAUUUACAAAUUCCAUCACGUUCACGCGGUCGUGGAAUCAUGGAACACAUUGCUACCCCAAUUGUAGAGGGCUGCGGACGAUUGUAUAAUGGAACAGCACUUGCAGAUGGUGUUAACCAUACUGGCAUCACCCACACCGGUUUCAGUUUCCGCAGGAAGGUUCAUUCGACGCGUUCACCAUCACCGGUCACUAUAAUCGAGCCAGGAAGCAAGUCAAUUGCUAAAGCUAGUGAAAAAGUGGAUCAAAACAGUUGCACUUCCUCAUCAUCAUCAUCAACAUCAUCGUCAUUAUCAUUAUCUGGGGAUGUAAAUGUGAAAAAGGACGAAAUUGUUAAUAAUUUCAAAGGAAAACUUAAUAAAAAUAGUGGAAAUAUGGAGCAAACAACAAAUGGGGUUGGUUGUAGCAAUGGCAGCGACGAAACAGGAAAUGGAUAUUCACCAUCAUCGGUAGACCCGGAAGAAAAAACAUUAGAUGACAUUACAAUAGCUAAAAAACGGGAUCUUAACAAGAUGUCUUUAAAUCUUAACGGACCGUCAGCGAAUGCAAACAAGUGUGUGUCCUCAUCAUUAUCAUCAACAUCGAAGACUGGAACCCCAACUAGCCGAACACCAAAGACGCCAAUUUUGUCAAGAACCCCACUCUCAACUGUGCCCGAAUCGAAGCUAACACCCAAGACACCACCAGUGACCCCAGACUCGCCAAGCACAUAUCUCGAUGAUGAUUUAGACUCACUGUAUAGUUUCGCAACAACGACAUCCGGCCGUUCGACAAUGUCCUGCGAGCAUCCUUAUGUAGCAAGGAAUGGUACAACCUUUAGCGGGCGAAAGAUGAAGUAUGUCGUGCAUUGUUCAAACUAUGCAGGACAGAUUGGUGAAGACUAUUUGACUCCGACGCAACGUGCCCAGCGCCAAAUCCGUCGGUUGAAAGAACUCUUAUGUUCAGCUCGCCAUGAUCUGGAACAAAAAGAUACCGAAAUUCUUCGUUUAACCCGGGAAGUAGUCGAACUGAGAUUGUUCAAGGCUUCCCUUUCAUCACCAGAAGAUCGUUCCAAUUCCAGUGACGCGGUUACCGUCCGUGAGGCAGAUCUGAAGACGUCCCAAGAUGUUUCACCUAUUGUCGAUAUGGUCGAUGAAGGAGCCGCCGUCAAAUCCAGCCCUAGGCACAUUCCACACAACCAACACGGUGUUCAACAUCAUCAUAUUUGCCAAUCGGAAAUGCAAAGCUCCUACGCUGACUCGGGGCAUUUUGAAGAUCUGACCACAUCUUCGGUUCACUCUAAAGAUUCAUCGUCAUUUGCCCAUCAUCAUACACAUGAUAUUGCAUGUGGCAGUGAUGAGCCAAGUAGCUAUGAAGAGCAACGCCAGGAGUUGAUAAAGCUUUACGAAGAACGUAUUGAGGAGCUUAUCAAGACACAAGACUCAAGCACUAGUGAUCUUAAAAGAACUCACAAUGAUAGAGUAGAGGCAUUGUUGCAGAAAUUGGCCGAAUGCAAUACCCGCUAUGCAGAUAUUGUGCCUGAUUAUGAACAUGCCAAGGAGCGAAUUCGGGAAUUGGAGAAGCAAUUGGAAGAUUUGCAGCGUAAGCUGGUCGAACAGGAUGACAAACAAAAUAAGAUGUACUUGCAUAUGUACACACAAGGACAGGAGGCAGAGAGAAUAGCUCGAGCUGAUCAUGCACUGGAAUUGGCGCACAGAGCUCCAAAUAAAGUUUCCAUAACAGAACUGUUGCAUCAACUCCAAAGUACACAAGAUGAAUUGGAAAACAUUCGCGCAGCAGAAUGUAGAACACAAUGCGGCAGUAAUCAUGCUCUCCUUACUGCAAAAGAGGCUAUUUCUUUGUGGGUACUUGGCGCGAGGAAGACAAUUUAUCGUCGUCUUUUGGAUGCGCAGAAGAACAAAACUCAUGUUGAUCCAGAAGUAACCCUUCAGUUCCUCAAAAGUGCUGUCUAUUAUUUUUUGACUGACAAGGAGAACUCACAGGGUCAUCUCAAGGCGAUCGAAAGUAUUUUGGAAUUUACUGAGGCCGAAAAGCAAAAUAUCACCAAAGCUAGAGUUUCAAAAUAAAAUACCUAAAACGAGUUUCAAAAUGAAUAUGAAAUAAUAAAUAAAAUAAUUAUUCAUAAACUACUAAAAAAUGAAUAAAAGGUAAAAGAAAAAUACUUACAUAAGUUCUAAAGGAAAAAAUACGAGUACCUAGCCUCUAAUGUUAAUAAUUUAAGCAGACAAAGAAACAUAUGAUUAUAAAUUUAAAAUAAAUUUAACAUUAUUAUUUUAUUUGUUUUAUAAAAUAAUUUCUUGUCGAUUUAUUUUAGCUUUUGUAACUAAUUAUAAAAUUUAUAUAUUUGUUGUGUUGUUAAUUUAUGUGUAAAAAAUAUGCUUAUUUUUUUAUGAAAACGAAGUUUUAAAAAAACUAAUUUUUAUUUUUUUAUAAAAUAUUUUAUUUAUUUUCUGUGAGACUUUAUAUUUAUAGUUACAAAAAUAUUAUAUGUAUGUAACGUUUUAUUUACAACUUAUGGCUGAAAAUAAACGUCCAAAGAUACGACAUUGUGAUUAAGGUAGAAAAGAAUAAAACAAAAUAUAUUAAUGCUUGAUAUUACAAUAUUACGUAGUAGGUAUAUAUUUUAGGAGCUAUUAACUUGAAUUGUUUAUUUCAAAAAUAAAAUUCAAACAAAAUAAUCUUCAUAGAGAAUAAAAUAUGGCCAAUACAAUUUUGUUUUUAUGAUUUUUUAUCAAAAUUCUAAGAAAACUAAUACAAAAUAUUCACAAAAAAAUACAAUGUAGCUCUAAGUUUAACUUAAUAGUGCCUAAAUUCAAGCUAAAUACAUUAAUUAUGAUGGAAUAAUUUGGAUAAACAAAAAUUGUAGUGAAAAGUUGCAAAUAUUCUUUAUUAUUAGAAUAAAUUUAUCAAACUAAAACAUAAAACACAAGACGUACCUUUAACGACAUAAAGUUAUUGCAUGUUCUUAAAUUUAAAGCAAAAUUAUACUAGAUUCUAUUUAAGAUAUUGGAACUUAGAGCACUUGAGCCUAAAAUAAAAAUAAGCUUUGAGGAAAUUAUUAUUCCUUCGAGUUAGGAUAUGGAUUGUAAAAUUGUAAAAGAAACGAAUAUGGAUGAUGGAAGAAGCAAUAAUGGAAAUAAAUUUUAAUAAAUUAACUAA
Eupeodes corollae is the source of this 4395-nucleotide messenger RNA. RefSeq names its product protein quick-to-court (gene qtc). The coding region runs from base 888 to 3302 and encodes 804 amino acids. The transcript is spliced from 7 exons. NCBI's taxonomy places the organism in Eukaryota, Metazoa, Arthropoda, Insecta, Diptera, Syrphidae. The record is from RefSeq and is a predicted model, not a curated record.